UGUACCAUGUUCAUUGUCCUCAUGAACUCGGCUCGAUGUGUUUGUUGUGGUAUUUAGAAUGAUUAAUUUUUCUGCAUCAGGGUGAGUAAUUUUCACCUCCCAAAUUCUCCAGCUCAAAGGCUGCCAACUUUAAUCGCAAAAAGUAACAGUUCCGAGGUACUCCAAUCGAAAAGGGGUUUGAAAGGCUUCGUUGGGCUUAUUGUUGGUUGAUUAAUCUGGAGCAUACAGCUGAAACAACAAAAUGAGCCGGAAAUUUGUAUUGUGGAAAUAGGUAAACUACUGUUGGUUUGAUCCAAAAGUGAAGGACUUUGACUAGUAUGCCUUCUACUGGGGCGUUGAUGAUCUUUUUGUUUGGUUAUCUUGUUGGUGCCGAACAGAAGAACAUCACUCUUUUUGUGGAUAAACCAGAGAGGAGCUGUUCACGGGUAGUUGAUCUUCGUGACACUCGAACCCAGUAUUCAGUAUUUCUUGAAACGGAGGAUUGUAUUAAGUGCCAAAAAGCUGAUGUCUGCACCACUUUACAGUACAGAGAAUGUAAAGUAGAAUUUGUUGCUGCAAACAGCUUUCUAAGUGCUACAUACAAGAUUUGCUAUGAUAAGAGCCCUCAAAAUAUUAGUGACUGCUCAUCCCGCAUAAAAUAUGAGAAGCAGAAUGUGGUUUCCAGGAAUGAUGUCUUGGAACUGCUAUGGUGUGAGAAUGAAUAUCAAAUGGACUCCGAAAAAGAUGGCAGAAAUUGUUUGGAUGUCAACGACAGCCUCAUAAUCUGGUACAACAGUUACAAUUAUUGUGAUGUCAGUGGCUUCACCAGAGUCUAUCUCUGGAAGAAUCAUUCAGAUGCCUUUGCUUUGCAUUCACAAGCAGACUGUCCUAAUGGUCAAGAGAAUGUAAGAGGCUCAAGUGGGAGGGUGAUAUCCCAUGUCGACGCCUCUGAAGAAGACAGAGCAGCAAUGUGUGAGAUCACUCUCAUUCCUGAUCGCCUCUGUCGGGAUUAUAAGCAAAUCUGCUUUACUUUUGAACAUGUUGAUUUUCCCGAUGGUGGUGCUUCUUUGUUUUUCUUGUCUGAUGAAAUCAGAAAGUUCAACUAUGAUAAUAAACCAUACGUUGACUCAGAAUACUGCAUGGUCAUGUGGAAAUCGAGAGUGGUCAGAGUGGCAGUGGAGCCAUCUGUAAACUACUCUUAUGUUCUGGAGGACAGAUACUUGCACGCCUUCAGCUUCAACUAUUACUUUAAAAUUCGAGAAUUCUCAGACACAAGCGUACUCUCAGGAAAAGAAGAUUCGGAUAUUGAAAAUGAUACAGCGUCAAGACAGGCGUUGGCAUUGUUUUUCCUCUGUGUCUUUACAGAGGUAGAGACUCUGGUUCUACUUGUGUUCAGGAUUUUUGCUAUUGCUAUUGGCUAUUCUGUUGUGAUGAUUUUCUUGAUCAGGAGGUUGGAGAAAGAUCAGAGGCAGAAAGCGUCGCGUCAGGGACACACAGUUGCUACAAGUGGAGCAGCCACUGCUUCAGGUACCUCAGCAGAUAACGGACUGCAGUGCGAGGACGAAAACAUUUCUCUUGUGAACCGAGGAGACGACGAUAGAACAGAGGGAAUACCAAUACAGAUAUCAGGUAGCCCAGACGGCUGUGAUAUGGCUGCCACAGCAUCGUGGUCUUAUGUCGACUCUUGGCCUCCUUGCAUGGCCCCUCCUGCAUACUGUGAUAUUCCAGAGAAGGACCCUAAUAGCGUAGUACCAGGUAGUGGCCUGCCCUGCCAGAUUGUGCCAAGUGAUGAGCAGCCUCCUCCAUAUACUGAUGUCUUCCCUCAUGUUGAACCAGCUGCCAGUGCAGACAGUCGUAGAACAUAAGUAACUCAACUUUUGCUGUGGAAAUUGUCUGAGACAGCCACCAAUUAGCCUACAGAGAAGAAAGGUGUUUGUCUUAGACAGGUGGACCUCUUGCACAGUGUCAUUAUAAUGUAAAAAUGUGCAAGAGAGGAAAUGAAAAGUGGCCAUUUGUAAGGGUGAUUGUCUUAUACAGGUGGCUGUUAGAGAGGUCAUCUGUAUUUAGUUAUGUUAUUGUACUUCACUUACGAAUGUCAAAACCCAUAAUUUUAUGUUAAACAUAUUUUGUUUUUAAAAAAUUGUUUUUUAAAUUUCUACCUCACUCUUAUUUUUUUUCUUGUACACAUCUGAGCAUAUUUCUUACCCUUCCUGGGGAUUUCCUGAGGGCACAAUUCAUCCCCAGCUGCCCACAAAUAGAGAUUUCCUGUUUAAUACCUCUAAAGAACAGCUUAAAAAUUUUAUCACAAUGUGCAUGCACUUACAAAAUUUAGCUUGCUUGAAAAUUCCAGAAUAUACUUGGGUCAAGGAAACCACACCUGGCAAAUCUGCUUUGCAGGGAAAGGUUUAAAUACUUAUGCAAUUUUCUCAGUUUCAUGUUUUUUAACAUUUGUCAUAGUAUUUUUCAGUAAAUGUUCUUUUUUACUUCACAUUUUAAAUGAGCCCUGAAAGCAUUCCGGUACAAAGUUGCAGAGCCAUUGAAAAUGCCAUUUUUGUUAUGAUUUUUUAGGGCUAAACAGAAAAAAUAUGAGGCUUUUAUAUAGAACUAUUUAAUUUUACUCCAUAUAUAUUUUUUAAAUGGUAACAUCUUUUUUGUUGAGAUGUGGCUCUUUAACUUAGGUGCUGUGAACUCUAAGUGAAGCACUAAAUUGUUAUUUUUAUAACAAGACCUACUUUUUAGAGUACUCCGUAUUACUCACAUGAAAGGAAAAAUGUAAAGACUCAAAAGACUAGAUUUUUUUCACAAAAAAGUAGUACCUUUUGCUUUUUGAGCACCAGUAUAUUAUAUUUUUACCCAUUUUAGGCCAACACCAAAGAAAACUCUCCGGAACCUUAUUUUUCAGUGGAUUACAUUAGUGGGCAUUCAGAUUCUGUUGGUGGUCCAACUUUUAGACUGG
Molecule: messenger RNA, 2935 nt
Organism: Aplysia californica (California sea hare)
Lineage: Eukaryota; Metazoa; Mollusca; Gastropoda; Aplysiida; Aplysiidae
Exons: 8
Coding region: 318-1844 (508 amino acids)
Source: RefSeq, a predicted model, not a curated record